AUACGUUGCUCCAGACAAACUUGUGUACUACUAUCCGGGAAUCUAGAGAAUAAUAUCAACACGUAUCCCCCUUUCCCGGGCAAAGAGAAGCACCUUUUAAGAGCUCAAAUUGCUCGCAUUAGUGCUGCCACGCACAUAUCUCCAGCCGACUUUUUUCAGCCAAAUGAGGACGGAGAAGAAGCCAUCGCAAACCCCGAAUACGAACCCCUCUCACCUUCCGAGUUGGCCGACUCCAGUCUGGAGAAUUGGGUCCACCAUUCUAUGUUUAUAUUACCGCAAGGACGCACAAAGAGCGCCCCAGCUCUGAAGCCAGAAAGUAGUAGCCACGGUGAAGACGAGGAGGAGGAUGAGGAGGAAGAAGAAGAAGAAGAGGUGGGUCCACCGUUACUGCAUCCGAUCGCUGAAGACGAUGAUCUUGACGACGGCACUCCAGCAUGGUGUGUGAAGCAGUCGCCAAACGGAACUGUCCUCGUCUCCUCCAACUACUGGCCCGGAGCCUACGCAAUCGCCACCGAAGAACGUUGGUGGAAUGUGUACAUUGGCUGGGGUCAGAAACAGCUAUCAGGCGAGGCAUACCGACCAAUCAACCUGCACCCACCGGUGGCAGAUCAAUUCGACGACUCCGAGGAAGCAUGUCGUGAAGUGGACGAUCCGUCGCACGAGGAAGAGGAGGCCUGGCUUGCUGCGCACGCCGAACUCAACGCAGAUGUCGCCGACGACGAAAAUGGCGAUGGCAGUGAAGAAUCAGAGGAAGAAGAUGACGAAGACGACAGAUGA
Mesocestoides corti is the source of this 777-nucleotide messenger RNA. Lineage: Eukaryota; Metazoa; Platyhelminthes; Cestoda; Cyclophyllidea; Mesocestoididae. The record is from the annotation of a GenBank genome assembly.